GCUAACCUAUGUUUGCUUCACUUUUGACAUUUCCUUCUUCCCUACUAAAUCUCAACUUUUUUAUUUUUUUUUAUUUUUUGCUUUUAUAAUUCAAGGACUGUUGAAUGGUGUUGAAUCCAAGACCCCACCUAGAUUUUCUUAGGUACCAACCAAGCUAGUGUUUGGCACUAGAAUAAUCAUCAAGAAGUCUUUAAAUAUGAAGAUUUUCCCUUUAGUCUUUGAAGAGAAGCAUUACAUAGAGCUUAUCUUGAUUAGCUUGCUUUAAUGGCUUCUUGUUACUAUCCUGAUAUAUUUUCUUGGGUUCAGAAACUUCCACCAGUUUCUCAAUGGAAAGAAAAUUCCAUGUCCAUAUGCAUAUGUUCUUCUGCUUCAUCUCAACCAUCCCUUAAUCUUUCCGUGAUCAAGAACCCUUUCUCUCCUACUAUUUCCUUCUCUAUAGUUGCAUAUUUCAAUCUUCCCAUCUCUCUUUGGACCUCAAAGCCCAUUAAUACCAACCGUAAAUCCUUCAAAUUAUUAGAUAAUGAAACAGUUUCUAGUCUUCUAAUCAACCUGGUUGAAGAUGUUCUCAGUUAUUGUUCAAACAAGUGUAAAUCCUCCAUCCAAGUUCCAAAGUUAUUGGAUUCUGUUUCCAACAUUAUGGACAUCUUCAAUCUUGUAUUUUUCACACUUUCAUUUCUCAUUUGCAUCUAUGAAGCUCCUGCUGAUCUCAGGUCCAAAUGGCUUGAUAAUCUCAAGACUCAACUUACUAAUUCUCAGCUAAGAGAAGCAUUGAAAUUGUUUAUGAAAACCAUAGGAUCCAAUCUUGAAGAGCAAUGGAUGCGUUCAGUAAAUCUUGCAAUUACCAACUGGAUUCCAGAGCUCCAAGCUACUAAUACAACUUUGAAGACACCAUCACCACUCUUUUCUUACUCACUUUCAACUUUCGAACUAUGGAAAGUUCAGUUAUAUUGUCCUAUCAUCUCCAUGGAUAUUGAAAGUUCAAGCAACUCUUCAGCUGAUGAGAGACUGCUUUUUUCCCUUAAACACCAUCAACUUGAAGGUGUAAUCCAGUUCAAUUACAAAGUCAUCAUUCAAGAGGAGUGGGUUGAUGUGAUUGUAGUUAUAGAUAAUAUAAGAUGUGAUAUUGUCCGACUGGUGAAUGAUACUCUCAUGAAAGAACAAGGAGUUGGUAUUGAAGAGAAGCAUUUUCCUUCAAGAAUAUCUUUACAUCUAACACCAAUUCUCCAAACCAACAUAAUAAGUGUUUCAGUAAGCAAAUCUUCAGAUAAUCCAACGACAGAGAUUGAAGUAGGAAAAAGCAUUGAAACUUCAUUUGACCCUCCUAAUUCUUUCUUGGGGCUUAAGCUUGCAGUUGGAGAGACAAUAUCUACAAGCUUGAAACCUUGGAAAUUUGAGGAAUCAGUUCAUGGGUAUAGCUCAAUAUUGAAUUGGUUUCUUCAUGAUAGCAUGGAUGGACGAGAAGUAUCCUCCUCAAAACCUUCAAAGAUGGCUUUGAUCAACCCUAAAGCUUGGUUCAAACACAGAUAUUCAAAUGCUCAUAGACCUUUCAAUAGGCAAGGUGGGGUGGUGUUUGCAAAGGAUGAGUAUGGAAAUGGUAUAAGAUGGAAGGUUGACAAAAGUUCCAUGGGGAAGACAAUGGAGUGGGAGAUUAAAGGGUUUAUUUGGUUAACAUAUUGGCCUAAUAACUAUAUAACAUUUCAUAGUGAAACCAGGAGAUUGGAAUUCAGAGAAAUUCUUCAUCUUACCAUAGCUUAAUUAGGUAUAUGAUUAAGUUUCCCACAUAUCAUCAUCAACUUUGUAGUUUCCGCAAGGUAAUUAAUUACCUCUUGAUGUUCUUCAAUUUCUGUUCUAGAAUAAUAAAGAUGAAUAUUUUAUUA
Messenger RNA from Hevea brasiliensis (rubber tree), 1877 nucleotides. RefSeq lists its product as uncharacterized. Lineage: Eukaryota; Viridiplantae; Streptophyta; Magnoliopsida; Malpighiales; Euphorbiaceae. The coding region runs from base 265 to 1755 and encodes 496 amino acids. The record is from RefSeq and is a predicted model, not a curated record. The transcript is spliced from 2 exons.